Molecule: messenger RNA, 3785 nt
Organism: Anarrhichthys ocellatus (wolf-eel)
Lineage: Eukaryota; Metazoa; Chordata; Actinopteri; Perciformes; Anarhichadidae
Gene: ripor3
Product: RIPOR family member 3
Exons: 22
Coding region: 202-3033 (943 amino acids)
Source: RefSeq, a predicted model, not a curated record
GAAGCAAUCCUCACACAUGAUAUGUUCAAGGACCGUCGAAAAGAUGAGAAUCUGGUGAUCAUGUCUGUUUUACAGCUUCUUCUGUGAUAAACGAUGUCGUUUUGACGACUGGUUUUGGGGUUCAGAGGGUUAAAAGAAGAUUAUUGAAAACACAGUUUGAGGACAAUAAAAUAAAUCUGUUUUUUCACUGAUAAAAGAUCUAUGUGUGUAACAUCUCACUCUCUUUGUGUAUAUGUUUCUGUUUUCAGGCCGUCCUCUGGUCGUAACUCUCUCCGCUCCAAAGCCACGACCGGAGGUAAAUCUCCCAGAAUGCACCUGUCUCCCAGCAGAGGGGGCGGGGCUACCUGGUCUCUGCAGCCGGAGCAGGUGGACCAGGUCUUCAAGGCGCUACGCAAAGGACUCAAAGAAUACCUGGAGGGUCACCAGGCUGAGAUGGACUUCCUGUCGUCACAGCAGAGAGAAACCAAGAGAAACUCCAGACUGGCCUUCCUGUAUGAUCUAGAGAAGGAGAUCAGAGCUUUGGAGAGAUACAUACGAAGACUAGAGUUUCAGAUCAGCAAGGUGGAGGAGCUGUAUGAGACCUACUGGGUCCAGUGGAGACUCUGUGAGGGAGCCGUCAACAUGAAGAGAGCCUUCUGUCUGUCUUCGUCCUCCAGGGCCUCCAGAGACAGUCUGCUGGAGCUCAGUCGCAACCACCGACACAGUCUGCAGGACAUGUCAGUUAUGGAGGAAGAGUUAGAAAUCCUGCUGGGAGAGCUUCACAUCAAGAUGAAGGGUCUGAUUGGUUUCGCUCGGCUCUGCCCUGGAGACCAGUACGAGGUGGUGGUGCAUUUGGGCCGCCAGCGAUGGAGGAUCAGAGGGAGGAUCGAAUCAGACGACACGCAGUCCUGGGACGAAGAGGAGAUGGUCUUCUUCCCACACAUACACCACAACUUUGAGAUCAAGGUAACGGAGGCCAAGGGUUUGGGUUGGCUGCUGGUCGGCAUGGUAACGUGUGCCAGCGCAGACUUCUUCGUGUCGAAACCUCAACUGAUGCUGGUGGACGUCACGGAGCUAGGAACCAUCAAACUCCAGCUGGAGGUCCGCUGGAGUCCCUUCGAUAGUACUGAGAGGAUGAGGCCGCUCUCAGUCAGCAGACUGUCACUGUCCAGCAGGAAGAGUUCAGUUUACAACUGGACGGCACCGAGUACUCCGUCCUUCACGGAGAAGUACUUCAUAUCGAUGAUGCGAGAGCUGCAGGACGAAGAAGGUUCCCUCUCGUCUCUGGUGUCUAAAAGUCGACCAAGCAGAGGAGGCGUGUCUCUGAUCAGCUACCUGUCCGACCCGUCACACGUCACACUGACCCACAGCGCUCAGAGUCCCUACAGUCUCAGGCGGACUCACAGCUUCCCCUCCAGCCACAGUCGGGGCACCAGUCUGGGAGGAAGCCAGACUCAGCUGUCCCUCCUGGACGUCUCAGAGGAGAAGGAGACGUGGAAAAGGAGGGAGGAGGAGGAGGAGGAGGAGUGGGGGAGUGAGUUAGAUACGAGGCAGACGGUUUCUCUACAGAGGUCCAGCACUCCUGACAUCCUCAGAAAGAACACAGACCAGGACCCAGUCCAGGUUCAGGACUCUGCCCCGACCCCCCCAACCUUAAGCUCCUUCUCUCCCGCGGCCGCCGCCCCCCCGCCCCCGGCGGUGAGCGGUGCCCAGCGCAGGGCCCAGGCCGUACGGGUGGGAGCCCUGAUGGUGCAGCUGGAGAAGACCUUAAGGAACCAGAGCUGCUCUGAGAAGGAGCUCAGACACCUGGACCACCAGGUCCUGCACCUGGCCACCAUCCUGAAGAACAACCUCUCUCUGCUGAGAGGCUCGUCUUCAGAGGAGAUGCUCGCUGUGGAAGAAGUGCUGGGCAGCUUUGACUUCCUGUCACAUGACGACAACACUUCCUGUUUGGGCAGCCUGAGACUGAAGGACAGCGGCGUCAGCUCUCUGCAGCGGAGACUCAGCCAAUCAACUCCUGAGGAAGAGUCGUUCAUCGCCCCGCUAACUUCUGGGAAUUGGGGUCUCGACCAGGCUCUUGAGACUCACCUGGAUAGUUGUUGCAUCCUGCUGCAGAUGAUCACAGCGACCAACUUCAGCCCCUCCAGGACGGACCUGCUGCAGGAAGUGACUCUCCAAGCUGACGUUCUGCAGAGAAUCAGUUGUGUGCUGCUGGAGAAGAAGAGCAGCAUCUCUGCUGGAGACAUCCUCCCAGAGGCCCAGAGGUCGAGGGAGGUGCUGCUGUUCUGGGACGACUGUGUGACGGACGGCGUCUCUCCGUUCUGCUGCGUCUCCGACGCGUUCUGCAGGACGUUAAAGAAACGUUACACCCACAAGGUGAAGGCCAAGCAGCCGGGCCAGUCGGACAAAGUCUUUUCUCAGCUCCUCCAGGAGCUCCAGGCGGUCUGUGGGUCGGUACCCGGCCUUCGUCCAGUCUGCAGCCCAGAGAGAGUGACUCUCUUCCAGCUGUGUGUGUAUCUGAAGCGCUGCAGCGUCCAGCAGCUGGGAGAUCACGUCUCACGUCUCUCCAGAGAACAGUACAUCCUGUCAGCCCUGAGGAGCCCCAAAAGGAGGCGGGCUCUAAAUAAGCUAAGGAGGCGGAGCAUCACAGAGCUCCUCCCACUGAGAUGCACACUGCAGACUCUGGCCGCGCUGCAGGUCGACUCCAACCACAAAGUCUGCAAAGCUGCAGCCAGCUGUCUGUGUAGAGCUGCAGGCUGCAAGGCCUUCAGGAGUCAGGCCAUAGUUUACUACACAGAGAGUUUGAAGAGCCCUGAUGUUCAGAUCCAACAUGGCUCCUGUCUGGCUCUUAAAUGCCUCAGGGCCACAGAGAGCGUGGACCACAUAUCAGAUUUGUGGAGAUCAGCUGAUGAAGAUCUUUGCAGCGCUGCCAGAGAAACUGUCCUCUCUUUUGGUAAAAAGGGCCACCAGGCCUUCCAGAGGAUGGAGCAGCUGUACACUGAAAGGCAGGAGGUGGUCUACCAGAACCAGGAGACUGAGAGUACCUUCCUCUAGGAAACAAGCGUGGACCUUAAAGAGGUCUUUUCUCUGGUGGGAUCCGACAUGAAGCGCCUCAGUGAUCCAGACGGACAGAGACCAGAGGAAGUGUCCAUGAAGUUUGAAGAGCUCUGUGGUUCCUUCAUGAUGGAUGAGGAACUUUCUCUGCUUCAUCCUCAGACUUUACUGGAAACAUGAAUUUAUUUUAUUGAGUUUUUGCAUAAAGAAGAAUGACUUCAGUUAAAGGUCUACAUGGUUGUUUUAUUGCAAAGUGAAGGAGAAAUGUAUUCAUAUUAUACACAAUGUCAUAAGUGUGAUUAAGAAGCAUAAUGAGCCAAAUUAUGAUGUGAACAUUAAACUCCUCUGAACAGAGGCCGGGGUUCAAACAGAGAAAGCUGAUUCUAUUAAAUUCGACUUCAUUGUUUAUCAGCUUUUGAACAUAAUGGAGCUGCUGAGAUGUGACAUUCAGGGACUCCAGAGGAUCGUAGGUCAAACCAGCAUUUAAAAGCUUUCACUCUGUUCUUCACAAGCAGAAUUUACUCCAGAGUUUCAUACUUUGCUUUGGGUGAGUUGUCAUUGGAGAUACGCAUUGAUUAGCAUUGAUUUAGCCUGAAGAAGAGUUCAGUCCUGAGGCAACAAUGGAGAAUAGUAAGACUUUAUAAAAAGGUACAAAACAGGUGCUAAACUGAUGCUUUAAUGCAGUGAUUCUCAACUGGUGGGUCGCGACCCAAAAGUGGGUCGCGGGCCUUUGCCUGACAAAAAAAAACAAA